CGAGAAUUGUUUUCCUCCAAGCCACGGUCCCUCGUGAGCAAACCUCUCCGAUGCUCGCGCUGUAGCCAUGGCAUCCGCCAAGCUCCUGGAGGCCUUAGCGCGCGAGAGCGCCGUGAGGCUCCCGGAGCUCAAUGCCCAGAACGCGGCCAGCAGUGCGCGAGCUUUUGCCGUGCUGCAAUUGCCAAGCGCUCCGUCCCUCGCCGCGUCCGCAGCCGCCGCCGCCGCGCGGUGAGCGGAGCUCUCGCCGCAGGGCGCGGCCAACGUGGUCCGGGGCCGCGGCAGGCUGAAGGCGUCGCCGCCGCCUCUCCUUUUGGAGGCCGAGAGCUCGCGGUGCCCGCAGGGUGCAGCCAACGGCGCGCGAGGGCUGACCGUCCUGGCGCAGGUAGACUGGGCGUUGUUGGAUCAGCUCGGGCAGAUGGCGAUGAGGAGCGCCACGGAGCCCUCGCCGUAGAACCUGGCCAAUGCCCUGCGGAGAUCCUCGAGGUCGGCCGCUGCCCACGUUCCGCCCUUCGACACCUCGGCGCCCUGCGCGGCGGGCCGUCGUUGGGAGUUCUCGGCGCAGGGCCUGGCUAACGCGCUGUAGGCCUCCGCUUCGAGCGCCGCGGGUUCUCCGGCCGCGGAUGCUUUGGUGCAGGCCUGUGGUCGCAAGAUCCGGGAGCUCUCGCCACAGAACGCCGCGAACGCCGCGCGGAGCAUGACGAAGGUCCUGGCAGAGGAUGCGGCCCUCUUGGCCGCCCUCGCCCAGAACCUCUCGCGCAACCACUCCCAGCACGACGCGCAGCACUUGGCAAACAGCGCCCGAGCUUCUGCGGUGCCGCGGCUCGCCGAGCUUCCGGCACUGAGCUGCGUGGGGCAAGCCUUCGUGGAGCGAGGCAGCAGCCCGCAGGAUUUGGCCAAUGUGCUGCGGACAUUUGCCAAGGCAGCCGCGUUGCACACUGCGCUGCUCAACUUCACCCGCCAGUCUGCUAGGCUUGCGGAGUGCACCCAGCAGCACCUGGCGAAUCUUCUACGGGGCUUCGCGACCUUGGCUGCUGCGGACAUGCCGCUGGCUUCCAUGCUGCGGGCCUUCGGGCGCUUAUUGCCUGAGUGUACGCCGCAGUCCCUGGCAAAUGUGUCGUGGGGCACGGCCAGCCUUCAGACCACGCAGGCACCGCUGAUGGCCGGCGUCGGGGCGCUGGCGACUGCCCGCGCUUUGGAGCCCAAGCCGCAGGAGUCGACCAACAGCUGCCGGGCCUUUGCCGCGCUCCUCGCGGCGCCUUGGCCGCCGCUGGCCGCGGCAGCAGAGGCCGCGGCGCAAAAGCGCGCCGAGCUGCGGCCGCAGGACGUCGCUGGCCUCGCACGGGCUCUCGCUGCCUGCGUCCUUGUAUGGCGGCCGCCUUCCACCGACGUCUCCCAGUUUGGGCGCCAGGACAUCGCCAACGGCGCCUGGGCUUCGGCGACUACGCGCAUUCGCGAGGGCCCGCUGAUGGACUCGGCCGCACGCGCGGCCUGCGGGCUCAUCCGAACCCUCGAUGCGCAGGACGCGGCCAACAGCCUGUGGGGGUCCAGGAAGCUGGAGACGUCGGCUCCGCAGCUCUUUGAGAUGGCAGCGGUACGCUUCGACGAACUGGAGGAGCCCGCGCCGCAGAACCUCGCCAUGGCCGCCUGGGCCUCCGCCUCCGCGGCGUUUCAGCGCGCAGCGCCGCUUGAAGCCGCCAACGUGCGCGCAAAGGCCAUGGUGGGUGACUUCGCAGUGCGCGACCUCGCGAACUUGCUGUGGUCUUCUCCGGCGCUGGAGCUGCAGAUCGACGAAGACCUCUUUGGUCGCGCUCUGCAGACGUUGCUGCACAAGCUGCCUGCGGAGAUUGCGAAUGUGCGGACACACGUUCUCAGAGGCCGUCAGGAGCCGCUGGAGGCCUUUGAGUUUCUGAACUCCAUCCUGCAGAUCGGCUGGGCGGCGGCCUUUUCAGGCCGGCGAGUUCAGCGCUUGGAGGAUCUGUUGAGGGCUGGGCUCGCGGACAUCGGCGCCGCGCUGGACGCCACGUGUCGGGCUUGGCUGACGCUGGGCUGCACCAGACAGAGGAGUGGCUCGGGCUUGGAGCAGCCGAGGGUGCUGUUGGACGUGGCGGACAUGGCUGUGGUGCUGAAGCCGGCGCAUUGGGAGGUGGAUGCCAGACCACCAGAGGAAGCAUUUCUGGGCGCAGCGCCCGGUGCGGCGCGCUUGUCCAGCUUUUUGCAAGGCGCUUACUCCUGCGCUGAGUAUCCCUUGCUCUUCAGCGAGGAGCACCAGUUCGGCCUCAUCCAUCGCUUGGAUGUGCCCAGCUCAGGCCUCAUCCUGGUGGGCAAGACCUUCCGUGGCUACUUCGCCCUGCGAUGGCAGCAGGACACCUAUGACUUGGGCCGCCACUACUUGGUGCUAUGCCAUGGUCAGGUGCAGCAGCAGGUGGUCAAUGCGAGGAUUAAGACCACGAAGACCUACCCCGCCACCAGCUACGUGAGCGCCGAGGGCAAGACCGCGUGGACCUGGCUGCGGCCUCUCUGCGUCCUGUGCAGGGGCUCUGCGGACUUCACCCUGCUGCUGGUGGUCAUCCGCACCGGGCGCACCCACCAGAUCCGAGUUCACGCGCGGCACAUAGGCCAUCCAACUGUGAUGGACGAGAAGUACGCAGACCCCGCCGUGUGCGCGGCAGACGCGGUUUGGUGCCCGAGGAACUUCCUGCACCGCUUCCAGGUGACCUUUGAGGACCUUUCCGGCACGGUGCGCCGUUGCAGCGCCCCGCUGCCUGCGGAUCUGUUGCAGGCGCUCCGCGAGCUGACGCCCGCAAGGGAAGCGCAGGAGGUAUGGCAGUCCUUACUGACUGGUUGGCUGCCGAGUGUUUGAGCCGAUGGGUUUGCUUCGCCGAAAGCAAGCACGUUGAUGCGCGAGUCAGAUCACGGAUUGUCAGAGAACACUGGGGUCGUGGCC
This is a messenger RNA of Effrenium voratum, 2944 nucleotides long. NCBI's taxonomy places the organism in Eukaryota, Dinophyceae, Suessiales, Symbiodiniaceae. The record is from the annotation of a GenBank genome assembly.